AUGCUCAACAUCAUGUCCUGCUUUGGUUUUGGAAUUGCUGGAGCAAUGACUAUCGGCACGAAGACCGAGCAGGGAAUGUAUACCAAGACCUUCAGGUUCAGUCAGGAUGAACAACUUGAACAACUCAAUGAUGAAACGGAACAAAACUGCCGAGAGACUGGACUACUGUGUUGCAUUUUUGGAGACCCUUGGCUGAACAUCUUAAUGGGUAUUUCAGUACAAGUCGUGGGGAUUUCAGCCAAACACCACUUGCAACUCAUGCGUUGGGAGCCAGUCCCAGACUGGACUCACUUGGCAGGUGGGAACAUCAGCCUGGGCACAAGCCUUUUGAGAGCUACCAGCUCCCCAAGUGGGUGA
Molecule: messenger RNA, 357 nt
Organism: Durusdinium trenchii
Lineage: Eukaryota; Dinophyceae; Suessiales; Symbiodiniaceae
Source: the annotation of a GenBank genome assembly